CUGGGCUCAGUGUCAAGUGUGACGUCCGCAGUUCACGGUACAUCUACCAUUCCUUCAAUACUUCAACGCUAGCGUAAAUACGUGCAAGUCACCUCACCAACUUCCAAGAUGAAAGCAGUUCUGUUAUUGGGAUGUUGCCUGGUUAUGGCAUAUGCAAAGCCGGUGGAGGUUGUUGAACCCAAACCUAGCGCUCCAGUUGUGAACGCCGAUGCCGCGAAUGUGGCAAGCAAGGAGGAGGCCAAGCCCGUUGAAGCCAAACCCGCAGAGGUUGUAGCAGCGGUACCUGAGAAGAAGCCAGCGGAGGAGGUCAAAGCGGAGGUGCCGAAGGAGGAAGCCAAGCCCGCCAAGCAGGAGGAAGCACAGCCUGCCAAAGAGGAUGCCAAGCCACAGCAGGCCGAGGCGGUCAAGGAGGCACAGCCCGCACAACAGCCAGCGCAGCCUGCGCAACUGCAAGCGGCCCCGGCUGAGACCCCUGCUGUAGCCCAAGCCGCCGCCGCCGUCGAACCGCAAGCCGACGCCAAGCCCGCCAAAGCAGAAGAGGUCAGCGCAGCCCAAGUAGCCCAGGAGCCCAAGCCUGCCGAGGAGGCCAAGAAGGACGAAAAGGAAACCGUUGCCCCUCAACCAACCAACGUAUCUGAACAGAAAGCGGAAGCACCAGCUGCAGUAAAGGAGGAAGCCAAAGCUGCUGCCGAAGCCCCUGCUGCCGACCUGAAGAAGGAGGAACCAGCCAAGGUAGAGGCCGCCGAGGCACCCGCCCCGGUCAAGGCCGCUCCCGCAGAGGCCAAGAAGGACCAGCCCCAGGCCGAGCAGGUAGCCAAGCUUGUCGAGCCUGCCAAGGAGGCAGUGAAGGCCGAAGCUGUCAACGAACCCGCUGCCCCGGUCAUCCCUCCUCUGGCAGCCGCUGAACAGUCAGCAGCCAAGCCUGUGGAAGAGAAGAAAGAAGAAGCCCCGAAGAAGGAAAAUAUUCAAGCAUCCAGCGAGGAACAGCCCAAAGCUGAUGAAGCAAAAGUAGCAGAGAAGACAGAAGCAGUGACCGAAAAGAGGUCGAGGCGUGAAGCAGCUAAGGGCGUCAAGGAUGAGAAGAAGCCGACGGAUCUGAAGAAAGACGAACUGAUCAAGAAGGACGAGAAGAAACCCAAGGUCUGAAGUAGAGGACAGUGAUAAAGUUUAAAUUAAUUUAAAAAAGAGGGGAAAGUUGCUGUUCCCUUCCUGCCCUAUGAGAGGUCCCACUAACGGGACGUCUCCUAGCGAGGUCGGGAACCCAGGCUGAUCUGUGUCCUAGUGUCCUAACAUCUCAUCGCCUCACUUCCCAACACACCUCAAAACACUUAGUGGUCAACACUGUGUAUCUCAAUUGUAUUUAAUUCCUUACUUAUUAUAAUUAAUAUUAUUAGAAAUAAAACGUUCUGAUUUUUGUAUACAAAAUUAAAUAGUGGUUUUUAUU
Molecule: messenger RNA, 1444 nt
Organism: Nezara viridula (southern green stink bug)
Lineage: Eukaryota; Metazoa; Arthropoda; Insecta; Hemiptera; Pentatomidae
Source: the annotation of a GenBank genome assembly